Sesamum indicum (sesame) is the source of this 817-nucleotide messenger RNA. RefSeq names its product transmembrane family 220 helix protein. Lineage: Eukaryota; Viridiplantae; Streptophyta; Magnoliopsida; Lamiales; Pedaliaceae. The record is from RefSeq and is a predicted model, not a curated record.
CAACAAUUUCUGACUACUUGUGCGUGCUUAUGAUCUUAUUAUAAAAAAAUCAGAUGAGAUCCCCAGAAAAGUCAAAAACUCAACCAUCUGAAAAGACCCUCUCUGAUCAGAUCUGCCUGAUAGAACAAGCACAGCUUUUCCACUGCAGAUUAAUCCAACAUUUGACUUUGGAGUGAAUCAAUAAUAAUACUAGGUAGGAUCGAUGAAGAGAUCAUUACUGGGAGUUUGCUGUCUGUCGAUGGCUGUUCUUUUUGCUGUAUCAGCCUGUUUCCAAUUCAACGACCCAGAUUGGUACUUCUGGAUUCCUCUGUAUGUCACAGCUUCUGUUGUCAAUAUGGUCAACUGGGAAAACCCACCCGAUUCAAGAACCAGAAAGACGGGGAGAUUUGCUUUUUGGCUUGGAGUGCUGCUGUUGGUGAAGGUCUCAGUCCAAGGUUUUGUUCAUGGGAGAGAUGGGUUUUGGUCGUUGGACAUGAGGGACAGAGUUGUCCGGGAGAAAUUUGGAAGUGGGCUUGUGGUUAUCUCCAUGUUCCUCUACUUGGACACUUCCAACAACUCAACUCACCAUCCGACCCGACUCCGACUAGCAAAAUAUGGGAUGCCGAUCCUGGUGGGCGUUGCCUACGGACUCAGCUUCGUUUUCUUUGGAUUUCAACACAAAGAAAUGAGAUAUUGAUGCAGACAGAUGUAAUGGCCACGCAAAUUUCUCUUCCUUGUAAGAAUUUUAAUUUUUGGUCAGUAGAGUUGAAAUCAAGCUGAGAUGUUAAACCUAAGAAUGUGGAGUUGCACUAAGCUCUUUCAUGACUCUUUUGGACAA